UAAACCUUCACGCCAAAAAGAAAAGUUUCGCGAACUUCAGCUGGAUAUUAACUGAUGCCAUGUAUUUUACUCAAUUGCGUGUCAUGAACAAUACAUGUGGAUUAUCGCAUCAACACGGCGGGCUCCUGCUCCAGCCGGUCUGGGACUAUUUUCUUCAUCGCAGAGAGUGGCUCUUGUCACCUUACCUUGCCGCGGGUGUCGCUUUCUUCAGCCACUUACUUAUAUGCGCACCUUUCCUGGCGUUGGACGUCGUGCGCUGCCGCUGGUUGGCACUAAACCGUUACAAGAUCUCCGGCAACAGCGAGUUAGCCGUAUGCGUGCGUCUUUGGUUUAACUCUGUCCUAAGGAUAUUUUGGAACUACCUGAUCUGCAUCCUUCCAGCAACGGUUAUUCUGCAUCGACUUCGAAGUUCGAAGAUGCCUGCCCUGGCUCCAACCUGCUGGCAGGCGCUGUGGCAGAUAGCUUCGAGCUUAUUCCUGUUCGACGCUCUGUUCUACUUCUGGCACGUCGUGAUGCAUAGGGUUCCUUGGCUAUACCGGCGCGUGCACCAAGCGCAUCACCAGAACCCGGACGUGUUUGCGCUGACUGCCCAAGACGCCAGCGCAGUCGAGCUGCUGUGCCUCCAAACGAUUGCCCUGUGCAGCGCCACGCUGGUCGGCUGCCACCCUCUAAGCGAGAUUAUCUUCCACCUGCUCAACAUGUGGCUGGCCGCGGAGGACCACUGCGGAUACGACCUACCCUGGGCCCUCCACAAGAUCCUGCCGUUCUUCGGCGGGGCUCCCUUCCAUCAGUUGCACCACCGGAAGUUCCGCGGAAAUUACGCUCCCUACUUCAAGCACUGGGACCGGUUGUUCGGCACAGAGUUGACAGAGGAAACGCCGUGAAAACAGAAUGAAUGUAUUAUUAUUAUUAUUAUUAUUAUUAUUAUUAUUAACAACAAAAACAACAGCGGUUGGACCCAUGAUCUUGCAGUCAUAAGCCGCGUUUCCACCGCAGGAACUUUACCCCGGAACUAGGAACCUUUUGAGGAACUCAGUGCUUUUCCACCGCAGGAACUAGGGUCUAAAUUUAGUUCCUAAAAGUUCCGGGUUUGGUGGAAACGCGGCUUUAGUUCCUUGAAAAGUAGUUCCUGGGACUAAAAGUUCCGGGUAAUUUUGGUGGAAACGCGGCUAUAGUAAUGUUGUUCACAGCCACAAGGACAAUUACUGAUAUAAAGAAGUAGAGUAUAGUGCAUUUAUCUACAGCUUUUUAUCUCAUGAUCUCAAAUGACUUUACAGAGAGUAAAGAAAACUGCAGACAAUGUGUCAUCCACUGACAAGGUUGCCCGCUUGGUGUUAGAGCCAGAUUGGGAUUUUUUAAAUCUGGCCACUGGAAUCCUUCGUAGUCUCUGGGACAGGCAGCAUGGGAUCUUCAGUCAACACAGAGUUACAAGAACUCCCAAGAAGUUUGAUAUCCCAUCAGAAAGCCGCUAAUUCCUGGCGCACAGCAUCAGCUCGCUACGUCUUCCAGCAGAACUUUGGCUUUCCCCGGAGUCCUCCUGUCCAAGUGCCAGGACCCCAUCUCCAAACCCGUUAGCAAGCUACAGCACCACAUACGUGGAUCUAUGUCAUCGAUGUAUAGCUAUGUUAGAGUAUUGGGUGUGGACAUAUUUAACAGACUGGCAGGUGAGGUGGCUCUUGGUUGGUGACAGAUAAACUGAAAUUACUGCCUUUGUGUGAAUGAGAGACAACCUGGUUUUCGUUCUUAAAUCUUACAAUUGUGAGGAUGUGGCAAUGAAGGCAAAGCAAGAUUUUUUGGAAUAUUGCAGACCUCAGUGCAGUAAGUGUGUUCAGUUUGGUUUGCAACAGGUUCUGAAUAAUUUAAGUAGGUUGGGUUACAUGUUAUGACUAGAUUACUGGCUUGAAGCCAGCAGGUAGCUGUGAUUACAUUUGUAAGGGGAAGCUGCUUAGCAUACCACGGCGACAGAAAAAAACCACGAGCGAUGUGCUUGCAUUGAUGUGACGUGCCAACAGUAGGCCUAAAUGUUCUUUUGGGGUUUUAAUUAAGCGAUAUGCAUGUUAAUGACAUUUAUUUUGGCUUUCGUGAAUGGGAUGUGUUCAUUUAAGUUUUUAAAAUUCAUUUUAACAUAAAAUGUUUUUUAAAGGAUUUUCCACACGGCACACCUGACCUUGCCUGAUGGCGCACCAGAGCGCCGCGGCACAGCGGUUGGGAAACGCUGCUCUAUGGAGUCAUUUAGGGUCACGACCAUGGGUGGCUCACACAGUUUUAAAUGCGCUCUAUUUUUUUGGUGCAGUAUUCGAAGGCGGCGUGAAUAGCUUUUCUGGUGCUAAUUUCUAUUGUUUUUGCCUCCAGGCCGCAACUGC
Messenger RNA from Anguilla rostrata (American eel), 2363 nucleotides. It is a transcript of the gene ch25hl3, whose product is annotated as cholesterol 25-hydroxylase like 3. The coding region runs from base 60 to 884 and encodes 274 amino acids. NCBI's taxonomy places the organism in Eukaryota, Metazoa, Chordata, Actinopteri, Anguilliformes, Anguillidae. The record is from RefSeq and is a predicted model, not a curated record. Gene Ontology annotation, cellular component: endoplasmic reticulum membrane. Gene Ontology annotation, molecular function: iron ion binding; C-4 methylsterol oxidase activity; steroid hydroxylase activity. Gene Ontology annotation, biological process: sterol biosynthetic process; cholesterol metabolic process. The transcript has 2 exons.